Messenger RNA from Sardina pilchardus (European sardine), 6016 nucleotides. RefSeq names its product CBFA2/RUNX1 partner transcriptional co-repressor 3 (gene cbfa2t3). Gene Ontology annotation, molecular function: transcription corepressor activity. The transcript has 12 exons. Gene Ontology annotation, cellular component: nucleus. Gene Ontology annotation, biological process: negative regulation of DNA-templated transcription; DNA-templated transcription. NCBI's taxonomy places the organism in Eukaryota, Metazoa, Chordata, Actinopteri, Clupeiformes, Clupeidae. The coding region runs from base 1122 to 3173 and encodes 683 amino acids. The record is from RefSeq and is a predicted model, not a curated record.
UAAACGCAGACAGAAGGCUACAGAGGGGAUAGAGCAGAGCACCGUUAGACAACGCUCCAGACCCACAAGCUUAACCAUCGACAACGGCAAAAUUAACCAAAACGCGAAAUGAGCGCAAACAAAGGCAAGCAAAGGGACGUCCGUUCAAGAUAGUCACAAAAAUGUUGAACGCUAUUUGUUGACCGCUUCUUCCAGAACAACCGCUGUAUUCAAUUGUUCCUCGGGAAUGAGUGGUGUCUAAUGCCAGGACAGUGGGAGUAUUGGUCGGCAGAAGACAUUUCCGUGACUUGAUAUAUUUUACCGGACAACAUUGUACGAGUUAUUCAGCUUUAUAGACAUUAUCUACGAGAGGACUUCUGUGGAUGUAUCGCAACUCAUUUUUCAUCGUUUUGGAGACAAUGCUUUGCGAACACUGGCUUUGAAGUGCAGCUCAAUUCAAAACGGAAGGAUCCUUGCCAAAUUAACAUCAUCUCAGUACCUUGUUUGAAGUACAGCGAACGUCAGUGCAGGAUUUAUAAGGAGUCUCCUUUUGUGUGAUAAAGUAAGAACCACUUUGUGGCACUUAUUCCAUAUUUGUUUCAUUUGAUAUUUCCCAAGCGAUAUAAUAUCCUUCUGGCUUUCUUGCGUCCCUCGAACACGAACCUCGUGAAUGACUGAAAGAGACGCGUGUUGUUUCUUUAUUUGGAAAAGAAAUAUUGGUCUUCAUUAUUGAAAUUGAAACAGUAAACCAAAGACUUGCUUUACAGAAGAGUCAAUGAGUUUUAAGCUUUGAAAACUUUUUCGAUUUUUAAGAGAGAAGCAAAUUACCUCAGAAUUUCCAAACUGAAAGUCCACCGCGCUUUAAAUCCAAAGGAGUUAAGCAUAAUUACUGGACUGUGUGAAGAUAUCAACGAUAUUCAAGACUUUUUCCUCAAUAAUAUUUUUUCAAAGAAUACGAAUACGAUCUUAAAUGCUUUUCAGUCCUUUCGAGGCUUUAUUUUUUCUUCCCAUAUGAUGCGGAUUGGGGCGUAAUAAUCGCCGCAUCGUAUUAUUGUGUGGAUUACCUUCUCAGCAAUUACCUCAGUUUGAACUCGAUCUACACAAAGUAGGCUACUGGUAGCACCGAACAGAAGGUUGGAACGAUGCCCGAUUCACCUGCUGAUGUCAAAACCCAGCCCAGGUCGACUCCGCCCACCAUGCCCCCUCCUCCGCCCGCUGUCAGCCAGGUGGCCAAUCGCAACGCCUCCUUCACACCCACCACCAUGUUGAACGGCAGCGGCAGCGGGAGCGGCAGCAGCCACUCGCCCACGGCGCUCAACGGCGCCCCCUCCACGCCCAACGGCUUCAGCAACGGCCCGGCGGCCUCGUCCAGCGCCGCGCUCUCCACCCAGCAGCUGCCGCCGGCCUGCGGCGCCCGCCAGCUCUGCAAGCUCAAGCGCUUCCUCACCACGCUGCAGCAGUUCGGCAACGACAUCUCGCCCGAGAUCGGCGAGCGCGUCCGCAGCCUGGUCCUGGGCCUGGUGAAUUCCACUCUGACCAUUGAAGAGUUCCACUCCAAACUCCAGGAGGCUACCAAUUUCCCUCUACGUCCCUUUGUCAUUCCAUUUCUCAAGGCCAACCUGCCCCUGCUGCAGAGAGAGCUGCUCCACUGCGCCCGGAUGGCCAAGCAGACGCCAGCGCAGUACCUGGCCCAGCACGAGCAGCUGCUGCUGGACGCCAACGCCAGCUCGCCCCUGGACUCCUCCGAGAUCAUGCUGGAGAUCAACGAGCACGGCAAGAGGAGGACCCCUGACAGGACCAAAGAUGUCGGGCUGGACCGCGACGGCCUGCACGUGGAGCACCUGGCCAAGCGGCCGUGCACCGUGAGCCCCAGCCAGCGCUUCAGCCCCGGCGGCGGCCCCCUGCCAGCGCACCCUCCCCCCAACGGCCUGGCGUCCGGCCACGCGCCCCCCAACGGCCUGCCCCACCCGGCUCCCCCCACGCCGCAGCACUACCGGCUGGAGGACAUGGCCCUGGCGCACCACUACCGCGACGCCUACCGGCAGGCCGAGCAGCGCGACGUACGGGAGAGACACCGGCAGACUGCAGUGCAUGGAGCUCGCCAAGAGGAAGUGAUCGAUCACAGGCUGACUGACCGGGAAUGGGCUGAAGAGUGGAAGCACCUCGAUAAUUUGCUCAACUGUAUCAUGGACAUGGUGGAGAAGACGCGGCGCUCGCUGACGGUGCUGCGGCGGUGCCAGGAGGCCGACCGCGAGGAGAUGAACCACUGGAUCCGGCGCUACAGCGACGUGGAGGAUAUGAAAAAAGGUGGGAGCCCCGCGCAGCGCCCUCCGCCGCCUCCUCCUCCACAACCACCACCUCUACCUCCACUUCCUCUUCCUUCAUCUCACGUUCUUGCUCCUCCUCCUCCUCCUCCUCCUCCUCACCACCACCACCACAACUCCAACACUCCCAGCGGCAACAACAAGUCGCACGCGCUAGCUAUUUGCGGCACAGGCAAGAGACCAGAGAUCCACCGGGACUUCCUGCACCGGCCGCCCUCGGGAUAUCUGCCAGAGGAGAUCUGGAGGAAGGCUGGUCCCACCAGCAUCCCGAUCUCCCCAGCACUAAAGCAGCUCCAAAACAAACAGGAAGAGGCAGUGAAUGAGGUGAAGAGACAGGCCAUGUCGGAGCUGCAGAAGGCGGUGUCUGACGCCGAGCGCAAGGCGCACGAGAUGAUCUCCGCCGAGCGCUCCAAGAUGGAGAGGGCGCUGGCCGAUGCCAAGAGGCAGGCCUCCGAAGACGCCCUGACCGUCAUCAACCAGCAGGAGGACUCCAGCGAGAGCUGCUGGAACUGCGGGCGUAAGGCCAGUGAGACGUGCAGCGGCUGCAACACGGCGCGCUACUGCGGCUCCUUCUGCCAGCACAAGGACUGGGAGAAGCACCACCACGUGUGCGGCCAGGGCCUGCAGGGUCUGCCCGGUGGCGGCGGCGUGCCCGUGGGCACCCCCUCCUCCACCACCUCCACGUCCUCGUCCUCGUCCUCCGGCGGCGUGCCCCCCACGCACUCGGAGAGCGCGCCCCCCGGAGGGCCUCUCUCCCUGGGUGGCCAGCCGGGCGGCGGCAGCCCCAAGGACGCUGGCUCCAGCUCCAGCAGCGCCUCCCGCUCCACCACCCCGGCCACCCCUGCCCUGCUGGACUCGUCCUCGCGCUGACCAGCUGUCCGCCAUCGCCUUCACCAGUCGACCACCAUCACCACCACCGCUACCACCACCACCGCCACCGCCAGUCACCACCCUUCAGCUACUCCCCUGCCUCCACUGCUGCUAAACAGCGUCCUCGAUCCAAAACAUAGCCAACAAUGGAGGAAUCUCUUCUUGCGAUGGCAUACCCCACCUUGAUGAAAAUAUCUCUCUCAACGAAACAAAGAUUUUGUGCUUUUUUUUUUUUAUUUUGGUGUUUUGUUGUUGGACUGCACCUCAAAGUGCUGCCAAGACGGUGAACUGUGUCCGAUGAUUUCUUAGCUACCUAACGAAGGUAUUCUUUUUGUGGAUUCUUUAAAAUGAUGAAAACUAAAAAACUAAAACAUGAGAAUAGGAAAAAAAUAUCCAACACCUCUCUCUUUUUCAUACAGCAAGGCAAGACACAUACCUACACACACCAUGAGAAACUCGUACACCAAAUUCACACAGCAAAGUGAUGGGGGUCCCUUUCGGGCCUGUGCUCCCAGCUGGGGUCUGAGUUAAUACAAUACGGGGCUGUCAGGACAGAGAGUGUUCACUAAUGCCUAUAAAUGGAAUGUGUUUUCCCUUUAUAAAUUGGGUUAUGUCCUUUUACAAAUAGAACAUGCAAACACUGUCAGCUUAGUUGGCACCAACCAGCGCUGAAAGCUCCACAGCGAGCUUGGCUGCAGCUCUAGCUCCUCCAUGGCCCUCCGCAAGUUCAGCUCCACCCCAGUGAACGCUGUGGGUAUGGGGCUGGGAGUAGGGGUGGGUGCAGGCCUUGGGGAGAGUGGGGAAGGGGUGGAGAUUGCAGUUAAUCCCCGAGACCACCAUGCUCCUGUGCCUCCCCAGUGAUCUGAUGCAGAACAGAGGGUGGACUUGGAACAGUACGUAAACACCUAGAGCCCCACCUCCCCACCUUCUCUCUGGAGACACAAUGUCCAGGAUUUUAAGGCGUAAGAGCGCAGGCAGCAGGCCCACUCUGCUCAGUGUCCAGCCUCAGUCUGAGGAAGCUGACAGGUACCAGGAGGCCACCCCCAACCCACCCCAACCCAACCCAACCACCACCAGGACCCUCUCAUGAACAUCUGAAAUGUUCACCUGUUGAUAGAAGUUCUUUGGCUUUAAUAAAAAAAAAAAAUAAAGAACAGUCCAAAAAUCAUUAUAAAUAAUAAUAAUGAUAAUAAUAAUAAUAUUGAUAUUAUUAUCAAUAAUAAUAACAAAAACCUUUUUAAGAAAACCUGUUAACUACCUUGCUAGCGAGCCAAGAAAACCUACACCGGACUCACCUCUCUUUACUGAUGUGAACCCAAAUGAAUUUUUGAGGAGAAAAAAAAAACAGAAUCCAAACCUUUUUAUGACACUGCCAAAGUUACUGAGCGACAAGGAGAAGCACUCAUCUUGUAACCAAACACAAAACGACUACUUCAGCUCCUCAGCAAUGCCAGCCCUGUAAAAGCAAGCAGGCUAUGUGAGUGUGUGUGUGUGGGGGGCCACAGCGAACACCUUCUCUCCCCACAUAUGAAAACACACACACACACAGACACACACACAGACACACACACUGACACACCCCCGUUCCCAAAAAAACAACAGGAUAUGAUGGAAAAAAUCCCAAAUGACUCUUCAGACUUAAUGCACUGCAGCUACCCAUGUAAGGGUCGACAAACCCUAUUGAUACAAAUAAUGUGAAUUCACAUCGCUGGCAGAAAGAAAAAAAAAACUUCUGAGUGGGUGGACAACACAUGAGACAUGAAACACAACCACACACGCCCAUACACACACAAAACAUAUUCAGACAAGCAGAAAAAAAUGACCUGGAGAGAUUGUUCUAGACGGCAAAGGGAAGCUGCCUGGGACAUGGAAAUUGUGAAUUGUGUGUGGAGGGAAAAGACUCGUAGUUGCCCUCGAAGAGAAAAAGAAUGACAUUGGAACUGCCCCAGACAUCACCCCCUCCCCACCACCACCCCAAAAAACAGACUGAAAAAUGAACUCUGAGUCCGUCUGUCUGUGUGAGCAUUGUACACUAAGAGUAAGCCUUCUGUUCGUCAUGAUCUGUUUCUUUUUUUAAAGCGCUGUGAAGACUGAGACAUUAACAAUGGAGUUUCAUCUUUUUUUCACUCUCCCACGUUUUUUCCAAAGCAUGACAAGAAACAGACUUUAAAGAGCCUCAUAAGUGGUGUAGACAUGGUUCUUUUCUCUCUCUCCCUUUCUCUCUCUCUCUCUCUCUCUCUACCUCCCCUUGGCAAUGCCCCUGUGUGUUCCAUGCCCCUUUCUGUCAAACCCGCUUUGCCUCUUUGACAGAAACAGCGAGUACAUAUUUGUGAAAGGAUCAAAUCCCUGCUUGUAGAUAUACCUUUCUGUUUCCUCGGUGUCUCUGUCUGCCUUUGCCGUCCUGGUGUGUGUUUCGGAAAGAGGGGGAACAGUUUUGUUUGUUUUUUUGUUUGUUUUUUUUCUCCCUUCAGGUUCACAAAUGAACAUUUUACUGAGAAACAAGGGAGGCAUAUUGGAGACACUGAAGGAGAAGAAGCCUGUGUUGUACCUAUUCUUCAAUUUGUUGUAUCUAUAUCAAUGAGAAAGGAAAUCCUCCUGUAGAAUAUUUUAUAUUGCUCGCAUUGUUAGACAGUGAGAGAGAGCAAGAGGUGCAAUAUGGAAAAGAGAAUUCAGCUACUGAAGGGAACCUCAAAAACUGCCCUUAGGGUGACUUAUAACGAAAAAAAUAUACGUAUAAAUAUAUUUAAAAUAACAACAGUAACUUAAUGUGAAUGUACAUAGUAUUUAAAAAAGAAGAGGUCCAAAAAUGUGUUUGCCAAAUAACAGAAACCUUUAAAGUAUAA